Molecule: messenger RNA, 2780 nt
Organism: Chaetomium fimeti
Lineage: Eukaryota; Fungi; Ascomycota; Sordariomycetes; Sordariales; Chaetomiaceae
Exons: 5
Source: RefSeq, a predicted model, not a curated record
AUGGUCUUGCGGAACCAGGAAUAUAACCAGACCUCGAUCAGACACGGCACGGUCAGCUGGUCCUCAUGUUGACCUCAUCUUACCUGGCACACAUAUCGGAACCACAUUUCCGUCCCAUAACAAAAAAUGCUCUCCCAUAACGAAGCUUUCAGUACUCAAGACUAUGAUUCUACGUCGCUAGAACUGUUUUAUCCCCUGAACGAUGUCACACGCAAUGUCAAAGCAGACAUCAUACUCGUCCCGGGGCUUGGAGGCGAUUACAUCGGGACGUGGAAAGCUGAUGAUGAAUUCGAAACCGUCUGGCCAAAGGAUUUAUUGCCUCUACCUAACUACAUACCAGGAGUCAGGGUCUUGUCCUUCAGGUACAACACAUCACUAAACGGAACCACGAGCGACGCUGGCAUACGAGACCAUGCCAAUGAUCUGCUAGUCUGGCUAUACAACGACCGAGAAGAUGACGAGAGUGCGUCACUGAGGCCCCUCGUUUUCGUCGGACAUAGUCUUGGCGGGAUUAUUGUCAAAAGCGCACUUACCAAAAUGGCGCACGACAACAAGUAUCAAAAUCUAUGGGAUGCCAGUCGAGGCGUCAUGUUCUUUGCAACUCCUCAUUUUGGUCUGAAUAAAGACAAGUGGCUACAAUUUGCCUACAGGGUGUUGUUACGUCGUGCUCCGUCCAAGGGGGUUGUUCCCACAGAAAACAUGCUGGACGAGCUGAAGGUCAACAGUGGCAUACUCGAUCGCGUGUCUGAAGACUUCCUACCGCUCCAGCCGGAGCUGUCCUUUGUGACUUUCGUUGAGAACACGCCAAUGAAAGGCAUGGAAGAACUUAUGGUCGACCGGGUGUACGGGCUCACCCGUACGCCAACAGAGUUCCCUCGCCGUUUAUCCGGCGAUCACAUCGGGCUUUGCCAGUUCAAGAAUCAUGACGAUGACUUGGGCGAGUUUGAACUUGUUCAGGAUGGGAUCCGAUCUUUGAUCAAUGACGAGCCCAGAGCGGUACAUCGCCUCAAAUAUCAAGAGAAACGAGCUCUCUACUCCCUGUGUCCCACAUCAUUCCAUUGUCAUUCCCGGGAUACGAACCCCACCAAAGAAACCUGCGGUUGGAUCUUCAAGACGCAAGAAAUGGAACGUUGGCUCAUCAACGACUCCGGCAAAGAAAAGCUCUGGAUCUCCGGUCCGGCGGGCUGUGGGAAAAGCUUUCUCGCGCAACAUAUCAUCACCAAGCUCCACGAGGGAAAGUCUUCGACGCAGCAUGGGGUGGUUCACUGUUCCCUCAGCGAUUCCCACCCAUCGCGUGGGAACUUGGAGGCUCUGCUACGGGCCACCCUGCAUCAAGCAUUGCAUCACGUUCCUGAGCUGGUCACAACAUUUCUGCUUCCGACAUUUGAAGAAGCGCAGAUCCGGGAACAUGAUGAACAAGAAAUAUGGACAAGGCACGUUCUCAUCACAAUCUGGGCCGAUGCCAUGGCUGAGGUAAUGGCCCGCCGCCCGUUGAGUUUUGUCAUUGACGGGCUCGAUGAGAUCAGCAAGGAAUGUCAAGAUACCUUCUUUGACUGCCUGGGCAAACUCCCGCAGAAAACUCGAGCCGCAUUUGAACGACUCAAACGAGGGCCAGGGGAACCGCAUCCGCCAAAAAUGAAACUUCUUGCUCUCUCCCGGGGAGAUGAAGACAUCCGUGAACGACUUGGUCGAUUGGGGUUCAAAUCCUAUGAUGUUCAGCCAAAGGAUACUAAGGAGGACAUCAAAAAGACCGUCUGGGCCGGAAUGAGCUCCCUUUGGAAGGCUAGGGGACGCAACACCGAUGCUCCAUCGCAACGGAUAUGCAACAAGAUUGCCGAUGACUCUAAUGGCUCAUAUUUGUGGUCGAGUCUUGUCGUGGAAAUACUCAGGCGCGGCCGAAUGACAAGCGAAAAGCAGAUCCUGUUUCUUCUCGAGCGAUAUGUGCCAGGCGACGUCGACGAUCUCUACUCCCACAUUCUUCUCGGGUUGAAUCAGAAUCCAAGAAGCAGCACCUUUGUCAAGCAAGUCCUCCAAUGGGCCAUUUUCCAACAAGAAGGCCUGAAGCUUUCCGAAUUCACAAUUGCCAACGCACUCGCCAAAGCCACGGCGCAGCACCCACACCAAACCAUCACCCCCGAGAUUCUGGCUUCUUGCCUCGACGACAACAUUAAACUCCGAGUCGAGUUCCACUGCGGACACCUCGUGAAGUUCCAAGACGAUGGUCGCCUCUCUCUCAUCCACCGAACCCUGAAACACCACCUCACCAAACACUUGCACACCGAUCUCAACCCCCUAUCCUCUUCAAACCCCUCCCCGUCGAGCCCCGACGCAGGGUUCUUCCUCGAUCCGAAGACCACCCACGCCUCCCUCGCCAACCUCUGCAUCGCCUACCUCACCAUGCCCUGCUUCGACAUCUCCACCCCCCCAUCCACGCCCCUCACCUCCCCCUCCUUCGAAUCCCGCCUCCGCCACCGCAUCAAAACCCACCCCUUCCUCCGCUACGCCGCGCUACACUGGCACAAGCACCUCGCCCUCGCAGGCGAAGCGUGGCCGGGCAGUCAACAGGCUGAAUCCAUGCUGACGCGCAGAGCCUGGCUGGUGGAUGGAGCCAGCGGGUAUGGGCAGUGCUGGACCGAGGUGUGGUGGUUCUUUGUCAGGGGCGUGGCGCAGGACUUUCCGGUGGGGGGUGAGUUGGCGGGGCGGGUUGUUGAGGCGGCUUUGGGUUCUGUUGCUGCUUCUGCUUCGGAUUCCGCGCCCGCGGUCGAGGUUGGGGUUGAGGU